This is a messenger RNA of Jaculus jaculus (lesser Egyptian jerboa), 2044 nucleotides long. RefSeq names its product G protein-coupled receptor 137C (gene Gpr137c). Gene Ontology annotation, biological process: positive regulation of TORC1 signaling. NCBI's taxonomy places the organism in Eukaryota, Metazoa, Chordata, Mammalia, Rodentia, Dipodidae. The coding region runs from base 1 to 1296 and encodes 431 amino acids. The transcript is spliced from 7 exons. Gene Ontology annotation, cellular component: lysosomal membrane. The record is from RefSeq and is a predicted model, not a curated record.
AUGAGGGUGUCGGUGCCGGGUCCGGCCGUGCCCACGGCGGGCCGCGAACCCUCGACGCCGGGCGGCGGUGGAGGAGGUGAAGGCGGCGACGGCGGCGGGGGCUCCGUGGCUGUGUCCGGCGCCGCGGUGCCCGGCUCGGUGCAGCUGGCGCUGAGCAUCCUGCACGCCGCGCUCUACGCCGCGCUCUUCGCCUUCGCCUACCUGCAGCUGUGGCGGCUGCUCCUGUUCCGCGAGCGGCGGCUCAGUUACCAGAGCCUCUGCCUCUUCCUGUGUCUCGCGUGGGCUGCGCUCCGGACCACGCUCUUCUCCGCCGCCUUCUCGCUCAGCGGCUCGCUGCCCCUGCUCCGGCCGCCCGCUCACCUGCACUUCUUCCCCCACUGGCUGCUCUACUGCUUCCCCUCUUGUCUGCAGUUCUCCACGCUCUGUCUCCUCAACCUCUACCUGGCCGAGGUUAUAUGUAAAGUCAGAUGUGCCACUGAGCUUGACAAACAAAAAAUUCUGCUGCAUUUGGGCUUUAUGCUGGCAAGCCUUCUCUUUUUAGUGGUGAACUUGACUUGUGCAAUGCUGGUUCAUGGAGAUGUCCCAGAAAACCAACUGAAAUGGACUGUGUUUGUUCGAGCACUAAUUAAUGAUAGCUUAUUUAUUCUUUGUGCCAUCUCUUUAGUUAGUUACAUAUGCAAAAUUACAAAAAUGUCAUCAGCAAAUGUCUACCUCGAAUCAAAGGGUAUGUCUCUAUGCCAGACUGUCGUCGUGGGCUCUGUAGUCAUCCUUCUCUACUCCUCCAGAGCUUGUUACAAUUUGGUAGUUAUCACCAUAUCUCAGGAUACAUUAGAAAGUCCAUUUAAUUAUGGUUGGGAUAAUCUUUCAGAUAAGGCUCACCUAGAAGAUGUAAGUGGAGAAGACUAUGUAAUGUUUGGAAUGGUCCUCUUUCUGUGGGAACAUGUACCAGCAUGGUCGGUGGUACUAUUCUUCCGGGCACAGAGAUUAAACCAGAAUUUGGCACCUGCUGGAAUGAUAAAUAGCCACAGUUACAGUUCCAGAGCCUACUUUUUUGACAAUCCAAGACGGUAUGAUAGUGACGAUGACUUGCCAAGACUGGGAAGUUCAAGAGAAGGAAGUUUAUCAAACUCGCAGAGUUUGGGCUGGUAUGGCACCAUAACCGGAUGUGGCAGUAACACCUACACAGUCACUCCCCACCUGAAUGGACCUGUGACAGAUACUGCUCCUUUGCUCUUUACUUGUAGUAAUUUAGAUAUCAGCAAUCACCACAGCUUGUAUGUCACUCCACAAAACUGAUAACAUUGCCACGUCAUGGUUUUUGGAUUGUUUUUCAUGAGUGUGUAUGUAUAUUCAAUGUGUUUAAAUAGCAUCUACAUCAACAUUCCAUUAUCUGUUGCAACUGAAAACAAAAUCUAGAAAUUGGGCUGUGUUUGUUGGAGAACACAGCUGUUUCUUUUGACCUCUUCAUAGUAAAAUUAAGAAAAAUAGAAAGCUUGGGAUAGGAGAAGAGAUUAGCUAUGAAGGCACUUGAUGGCCUCCAAAUAUUCUGACUUUGGAACAUCAAAUGCACAUUUGCAAAUUUGCACUUUUAUCUUUGUUCUGAAAGAGUACUUUGCAAUCCCCGAAGUCAUGCUCCAGUAUUCGCACUGGAAUAUUCUUGUACACCAAACUGUAAGGCAAUUUUUGUACAAACAUAAAAGCCUAUAUAUUCCGUGGCAUAUUCUACAUGAAAUCCUUACCCAGUUACAGUUUUAGUGUGAACAGUGCACAGAGUUAAGACAUAAAGACGUGUCAUUCCUUUUAAGAAAUCCUAAAAUGUGUACUCAUUGAAGACAGUUAUUUUAAGCAUGUUUUGAAAUUAUCAGUUGAAAUUACUAAAAAAAUUCAUUUUAAACAAAUGAUAGUGGUAACCCUUUACAGUGAUGACCAACAGUGUUGUUUGGAAAGCCACAGUAGUUUCAAGGUAACAGUAUACCAGUAAAAAGUAUGUGGCUACUUUGAAUGGAAUUGGUCAAGUGAUUAUUUUUUAAAGGUUUUUUUUUUU